This is a messenger RNA of Eimeria mitis, 321 nucleotides long. RefSeq lists its product as uncharacterized. The transcript has 2 exons. The record is from RefSeq and is a predicted model, not a curated record. Lineage: Eukaryota; Apicomplexa; Conoidasida; Eucoccidiorida; Eimeriidae. Bases 1 to 321 code for a protein of 106 amino acids.
AUGAGCUCUAUAUUACUCUCUAAACCCCCAGCAGCAGCAGCAGCAGCAGCAGCAGAAGAAGAAGAAGCAGCAGAAGCAGCAGCAGUAGGUGCUGCAGCAGGAACGGCAGCAGCAGUAGCAGCAGAAGAAAAUCCAGAAGAAACUGCUGCUGCUGCUGCUGCAGCAGCAGCAGCAGCAGCAGCAGCAGCAGCAGCAGGGAUUGCAGCAGCAGGAGAAAUAGAUGAAAUAAUAGAAGCAGAAGCAGCACACGGUACACAACAGCUGCAGCAGCAACAGCAACAGCUGCAGCAGCAACAGCUGCAGCAGCAGCAACUCAACUGA